Messenger RNA from Aspergillus thermomutatus, 579 nucleotides. RefSeq lists its product as uncharacterized. NCBI's taxonomy places the organism in Eukaryota, Fungi, Ascomycota, Eurotiomycetes, Eurotiales, Aspergillaceae. The record is from RefSeq and is a predicted model, not a curated record. The coding region runs from base 1 to 579 and encodes 192 amino acids. The transcript has 2 exons.
AUGACCCAUGAUAUCGCUCCCACCCGGAAAAUCAAACUCAAAAGCCGCCUCGCCAGCACCCCGUAUAUUACAAAGGACAGCCUGCUUGAAAUGCCACCGGAGCAGUGCGUCAAGGACUCGCCUUGCAUCGUCAGGCUGGCGACAGACGAAGUCGAGCACGUUGCCGUGGUACUCCCACGCACGAUGGAUGCCGUUGACCCCCAGUUUGAGCGUUAUUUCGUCACCCUUCACCCAGGUGUGCCUUACCGUGUGACGUAUACCUUAAGGCCUUGUCCCAGGACCCGGCCACACAAUGAAGACAAUCCUGAGCGAGUUGCAACUACUGAGGAUGAGGCCAUAGUUGCUGCAGCUUUUUCUCCCGUCACAUAUUUGGACCUGGGAUCGACGUACCGUGUUGAGCUCGGGAAUAGGUUGAACAGGAUAUCCUGGUAUCGAUAUGGAUCGAAGGAGCAGGUUCUGGAGGGACAGGAUGCUGGAGGUGGUCUUGCGAGACGACGGCGCGAGCUAGUGGGGGACAGUGAGAUGCAGCCAAUCCCCCUCGUGAUGCAGGGUUCUGCUAUCUUCACUGUCGAAGAGUAA